Messenger RNA from Talpa occidentalis (Iberian mole), 5086 nucleotides. It is a transcript of the gene ITGA10, whose product is annotated as integrin subunit alpha 10. Gene Ontology annotation, molecular function: integrin binding. The record is from RefSeq and is a predicted model, not a curated record. Lineage: Eukaryota; Metazoa; Chordata; Mammalia; Eulipotyphla; Talpidae. Gene Ontology annotation, cellular component: integrin complex; external side of plasma membrane. The coding region runs from base 102 to 3605 and encodes 1167 amino acids. The transcript has 30 exons. Gene Ontology annotation, biological process: cell adhesion mediated by integrin; cell-matrix adhesion; integrin-mediated signaling pathway.
CUGCCAGUGGGAGGGGGCAGGAUGGGAGGGAAAGUAAAGAAAACAGAAAAGGAGAGGGACAGAGGCUCGGAGGACUUCUCACACGGGCAGAACCACCGGGCAUGGAGCACCCCCUCAUCCCUCACCUGUUCUUGCCCCUGCUUUUCCUGACAGGUCUCAGCUCCCCCUUUAACCUGGACGUGCAUCACCCACGCCUAUUCCCAGGGCCACCCGAGGCUGAAUUCGGAUACAGCGUCUUACAGCAUGUCGAGGGUGGGCAGCGAUGGAUGCUGGUGGGCGCCCCGUGGGAUGGGCCUUCGGGUGACCGGAGGGGGGAUGUCUAUCGCUGCCCUGUCGGGGGCUUGCACAGUGCCCCAUGUGCCAAGGGCCACUUGGGUGAUCAUCCCCUGGGAAAUUCUUCUCGCCCUGCUGUGAAUAUGCACUUGGGGAUGUCUCUCCUAGAGACAGGUGGUGAUGGGGGGUUCAUGGCCUGUGCCCCGCUCUGGUCCCGUGCCUGCGGCUCUUCUGUCUUCAGCUCUGGAAUAUGUACCCGUGUAGAUGCUUCAUUCCGGCCCCAGGGAAGCCUGGCACCUACGGCACAACGCUGCCCCACAUACAUGGACGUUGUCAUCGUCUUGGACGGUUCCAACAGCAUCUACCCCUGGUCUGAAGUCCAGACCUUCCUGCGAAGACUGGUAGGGAGACUGUUUAUUGACCCGGAGCAGAUACAGGUGGGGCUGCUGCAGUAUGGGGAGAGCCCUGUCCACGAGUGGUCCCUGGGAGACUUUCGAACCAAGGAAGAAGUGGUGAGAGCAGCAAGGAACCUGAGUCGACAGGAGGGAAGAGAAACGAAGACUGCCCAAGCAAUCCUGGAGGCCUGCACAGAAGGGUUUAGUCAGUCCCGGGGAGGCCGGCCAGAGGCCGCCAGGCUGCUAGUGGUUGUCACGGACGGAGAAUCCCAUGAUGGAGAGGAGCUUCCAGCAGCGCUUGAGGCCUGUGAGGCUGGAAGAGUGACACGCUAUGGGAUUGCAGUCCUCGGUCACUACCUCCGGCGCCAGCGAGACCCCAGCUCUUUCCUGCGGGAAAUUCGAGCCAUUGCCAGUGAUCCAGACGAGAGGUUCUUCUUCAACGUCACAGACGAAGCUGCUCUGACGGACAUUGUGGACGCACUAGGAGACCGGAUUUUUGGCCUCGAGGGGUCCCAUGAAGAAAAUGAAAGCUCCUUUGGACUGGAAAUGUCUCAGAUUGGUUUCUCGACUCAUCGGUUAAAGGAUGGGAUUCUCUUCGGGAUGGUGGGGGCCUAUGACUGGGGGGGCUCCGUGUUGUGGCUCGAGGAAGGUCACCGCCUUUUCCCGCCGCGGGCGGCUCUGGAAGACGAGUUCCCCCCUGCCUUGCAGAAUCACGCAGCCUACUUGGGUUACUCUGUUUCUUCCAUGCUUUUGCCGGGUGGACGCCGCCUCUUUCUCUCAGGGGCGCCUCGUUUUAGGCAUCGCGGGAAAGUCAUCGCCUUCCAGCUUAAGAAAGACGGGUCUGUGAGGGUUGCCCAGAGCCUCCAGGGGGAGCAGAUUGGCUCCUACUUUGGCAGUGAGCUCUGCCCGCUGGAUACGGAUGGGGACGGAACCACUGACGUCUUGCUUGUGGCUGCCCCCAUGUUCCUGGGACCCCAGAACAAGGAGACAGGACGUGUUUAUGUGUAUGUAGUGGGCCAGCAAUCCUUGCUGACACUCCAGAGAACACUGCAGCCAGAGCCCCCCCAGGAUGCUCGGUUUGGCUUCGCCAUGGGUGCCCUUCCUGACCUGAACCAAGAUGGUUUUGCUGAUGUGGCUGUGGGGGCGCCGCUGGAGGAUGGGCACCGGGGAGCGCUGUACCUCUACCAUGGGGCCCAGAGUGGAGUCAGACCCCGGGCUGCCCAGCGGAUUGCUGCGGUCUCCAUGCCGCAGGCCCUCAGCUACUUCGGCCGGAGCGUGGAUGGCCGGCUAGAUCUGGACGGGGACGAGCUGGUGGAUGUGGCUGUGGGUGCCCAGGGCGCAGCCGUGCUGCUCAGCUCCCGGCCCAUUGUCCACAUAGUCCCUUCACUGACUGUGACCCCGCCGGCCAUCAGUGUGGUUCAGAGGGACUGCAGGCGUCGCGGCCAAGAGGCCGCCUGCCUUUCUGCGGCCCUUUGCUUCCGAGUGACCUCGCGCACUCCUGGCCGCUGGGACCGCCGAUUCUAUGCGCGGUUCACGGCUUCCCUGGACGAGUGGACGGCCGGGGCGCGGGCGGCGUUCGACGGCUCCGGCCAGAGGCUGUCGCCCCGGCGGCUGGGGCUCAGUGUGGGGAACGUGAGCUGCGAGCGGCUGCUCUUCCAUGUGCUGGACACAUCAGAUUACCUCCGGCCCGUGGCCUUGACUGUGACCUUUGCCUUGGACAACACCACGAAGCCAGGGCCUGUGCUGGACGCAGGCUCCCCCACCUCCAUUCGCAAGCUGGUGCACUUCUCCAAGGACUGCGGCCCGGACAACGAGUGCGUCACAGACCUAGUGCUGCGCGCUAACAUGGACGUCAGAGGCUCCAGGAAGACCCCGUUUGUGGUUCGAGGUGGGCGGCAGAAGGUGCUGGUGUCAGCGACUCUCGAGAACAGGAAGGAGAACGCCUACAACACCAGCCUGAGCCUCAGCUUCUCCAGAAACCUCCACUUGGCCAGUUUCACGCCUCAGAGGGACAGCCCGGUGAAGGCGGAGUGCACAGCCCCUUCCCCUCACGCCCGGCUCUGCAGUGUGGGGCAUCCUGUCUUCCAGACUGGAGCCAAGGUGACCUUCCUGCUGGAGUUUGAGUUCAGCUGUUCUGCCCUCCUGAGCCAGGUGCUCGUGCGGCUCACGGCCGCCAGCAAUAGCCUGGAGAGGAACGGGACCCUUCACGACAACGCCGUGCAGACCUCAGCCUACGUCCAGUAUGAGCCCCAGCUCCUGUUCUCUAGUGAGUCCACGCUGCACCGCUAUGAGGUGCACCCGUAUGGGGGCCUCCCCGCGGGUCCUGGCCCUGAAUUCAAAACCACUCUCAGGGUCCAGAACCUUGGCUGCUACGGGGUCAGCGGCCUCAUCAUCUCCGCUCUCCUUCCAGCUGUGGCCCACGGGGGCAGUUACUUCCUGUCGCUGUCCCAGGUCAUCGGCAGCAAUGCCAGCUGCAUGGUGCAGAACCUGACUGAGCCCCCAGGGCCCGCUGUGCACCCCGAGGAGCUCCAGCACACUAGCCGGCUGAAUGGGAGCAACACUCGGUGUCAGGUGGUGCGGUGCCCCCUCGGGCGGCUGGCCAAGGGGACCGAGGUCUCCGUGGGACUGCUGAGGCUGGUUCAUAAUGAAUUUUUCCGGAGGGCCAAAUUCAAGUCUCUGACAGUGGUCAGCACCUUCGAACUGGGGACCGAGGAGGGCAGUGUCCUACGGUUGACUGAAGCCUCUCGUCGGAGUGAGAGCCUGCUGGAGGUGAUUCAGACCCGCCCCGUCCUCAUCUCGCUGUGGGUCCUCAUUGGCAGCGUCCUGGGAGGGCUGCUCCUGCUCGCUUUCCUUGUCUUCUGCCUUUGGAGGCUUGGCUUCUUUGCCCGUAAAAAAAUCCCCGAGGAAGAAAAAAGAGAAGAGAAUUUGGAGCAAUGAAUGUAGAAUAAAGAGCUGGAAAGUCUUCCCUGGCAACUUCUCCAAACAACUUGCACAAGAAUGGAGGUUUGGGGGCUCAGAUAGAACCAGAAGAAGCCUCUGGACUGUCUCCCCAGACCUGCAGUCUUUGAGUCUGGAGGAUGCUGCUGGCUGGAGUGAGGCCUUACCUCAGACAAGAAGGGCGGGCACCAACAGGAGGAGUACCCCCACCCUGCAGGUCCCUCCUCGGGGUCCUGGUACCCCAGCCGGCCUGGACACCCUGUUCCCUAGCUCCAGAAACCAGGACCAAGGUCCCUGAGGCCUUCCAGACGCCAUGCACAUCCUCCCUCACCAUGGGGACCAGCUGAGGAUUGCCUUCCUCUCUGUCUCUGUCUCUCACCUCCUGCCUGCGCCCAGCUCCACAGGAGGCAGCCGAUGUUGGCUUGAAAGAAGUAAAGUCAACAUCUGCUGCUUUCCUGUGGAGUCUGGUGAUUCAGAGCCCGGAUGGGGAGAGUCAACAGGAAAAAAGGAGGGAGGGGAAAAGCCACAAGAGACAUUCUGUACAAUUCCAAGGAACAGAGGAGCCUUUAGACGGGGAGCUGCCGGCCGCUGAAACCUGAGCCUCGCGGGCGCUCGCUGCCCUCAGGUGCUGGUGAAGCAGCCGCCCCAGACCUGCCGGGCGUGGGCCCGAUUCUCUGGAGCCAGGGGCCCCCAGGCGGCCGGGGCUGGGAUAGCAGAGGACCCUGGCUCCCCCAGAGUGCUUUCUCCUCUCUGGUGUCGUCCACUCUUGAGCCCUCCCUGGGGCCGCCUUAGAGAAAACGAGAGUGAAGGGAGAGGGUUGUGCUCGUGGGUGGGGAGCCUUUUCACCUGACCAGCUUUGCGCCACGCGGCCCGUGGGGUAAGAACUAGUGGGGGGAACUAGUGGGGUCUGCAUUAAGGAGGAAGCCCAUGGAGUGACAGGCAGUCUCUGAGGAUCAAGUCCUUAAUUGCUCAGCAAUGUUGUGCAGCAUUCCGGUUUCUAGGGGAUGUUUCUGGGGCACCCCCAGACACACCUUGCAGGACUUCCCCAGCAGAAUCGGCUUGCCCGCCUUUACCUGAUGUUUACUGGAAAUUCCCAAGUUGAUUUCCACCUCUGGAUCACCACUCUCACCCCCCGCCUGAUUUUUGGUCACGGCCAGUAAGAGAAUUAGGUUCUCAUGUACAAGUGGAUGGCUUUUGUUUCCUUGUAUUCAAGACUCUGGAUGCCAAAGGCAGUUGUUGAUCUCUAGCGUGCAGCUUUGACAGCCGUUGGAGGAGUCAGGGCUGAGAGGAGAGGACAGCAGAAGGGGCAGGUUUCUGAGGCCAUGGAAUACCCCCCACCACCACCACCACCAGGCUGCUGCACUUGAGGCCUAGCCACAGUGUUUGCUUUGGGUGUUUCUGGCCUUUUGCAGAAGGCAUUGUCUCUGCUGUCCAGCAGGGUGGACAGCAUAUCAGGUGGUCAGAGCAAAUAAAGUUCAGUG